Molecule: messenger RNA, 1810 nt
Organism: Camellia sinensis
Lineage: Eukaryota; Viridiplantae; Streptophyta; Magnoliopsida; Ericales; Theaceae
Product: beta-amyrin 16-alpha-hydroxylase CYP87D16
Biological process (GO): sterol metabolic process; multicellular organism development; brassinosteroid homeostasis
Molecular function (GO): heme binding; monooxygenase activity; iron ion binding
Source: RefSeq, a predicted model, not a curated record
CAGUACCAAAUAACCCAUCAUCUCACAACAAGAAAGAACACUAGUUGGGAGAUAUCUACAAUCCCCAUACUAUUGCUAGUACUCUCUUUUCUUCUUCUACUUGUACACUCACAACUCUACUGAAGAGUACUACUUAGCAAGAAAAUAUGUUGCCUGUGGGAGUAGCAGUGACCACCGUUGUGGUAGCAUUGGUUACCAUAUUCGUAACGCACUGGGUUCGCAAAUGGAGGAAUCCCAAAUGCGAAAACGGUGUUCUUCCACCUGGGUCCAUGGGCUUCCCUCUCAUCGGAGAGACCAUUCAGCUUCUCAUUCCCAACCGAUCUUUAGAACUCCAUCCCUUCAUUUCUAAGAGAGUCCAGAGAUAUGGAUCAGUGUUCCGAACUAAUGUGGCCGGUAAACAAGUUGUUAUAACAACCGACCCAAAAUUCAAUCAUUACAUCAUUACAGAAGAAGGGAAAUCCGUAGAAUUGUGGUAUUUGGACACGUUUUCGAGCAUGUUGCCCAUAUAUGCUGUAGGCUCUGUCCAGAAGUACAUUAGAAGCAUAACUUUGACACACUUUGGAGUUGAGGGCAUCAGAGUGAAUUUGCUACCACAAGUUGAACAACUCAUUCAGAAAACUCUUCAUCAUUGGUCCACCAAGCCAAUUGUUGAUGUCAAACAUGAUGCUACUUGUAUGAUUUUUGAUUUCACCUUGAAGCAGUUGUAUGGCUAUGAUUGGGAAAAAUCAUCAGAGAUGCGACAUAGUGAGAAGUUUUCAACCUUAUUGCAUGGUCUUUUGUCCCUUCCUUUGGACAUCCCUGGCACUACUUUCCACCAAUGCGUCAAGGAACGCAAGGAAUUAUUAAGCAUGUUGAAGAAUAUCGUACAAGAGAGAAUCGAUUCCGAUAACAAGUUUAGAGGGGACUUCCUUGACAGAGCAAUGGAAGACAUGAAAACUGAGAAGUUUUUAACAGCCGAAUUUCUAUCCAAUUUGAUGUUUGGAAUUUUAUUUGGAAAUUUUGAGCCAAUCUCUUCUGUUAUACUUUUGACUUUGAAGUUGCUCUCGGAGCAUCCUUCAAUAUUAGAGGAGCUUACAGCUGAAAACGAGGCAAUCGUUAAAAACAGAGAGAAUCCAGAUUCUCCACUCUCUUGGGAAGAAUAUAAAUCAAUGACUUUCACACUUAAUGUCGUGAAUGAAGUUCUUAGGUUAGGAAAUGUAGCACCAGGGCUGCUAAGAAAAGUCACAAAAGAUAUCAAAUUCAAUGGAUAUACAGUUCCAGCUGGUUGGAACAUUUUGAUUGUUACUUCCGCUCAUCAAUUAAAUCCAGAAGCCUUUAAGGAUCCAGUUAAAUUCAAUCCAUCACGUUGGAAGGACCUUGAUCCAACUGUUAUAUCAAAGAAUUUUAUGCCCUUUGGAGGAGGGGUGAGACAAUGCGCAGGUGCAGAUUACGCUAGGGCGUUUGUAUGCACUUUUCUCCAUGUAUUGGUCACCAAGUAUAGUUGGACAAAAAUUAGGGGAGGAAAGAUCGUUCGGAGACCCAUUUUGGACUUUGUAGAUGGGGUUCACAUUAAACUCACACAAAAGAGCAACUGAUACCUAAUGAAGAUCGGCUGCCGUGGACUCAAAUAUUGCAAGCUUUUCAUAUAGGGCUUUCAACUAAGAAAUUAUGUUAUAUGCUCUUUUAUUUUUUGUGUUAUCAAAGUUGUAACUAGAGAUUGUUUUAGAACAGCUACCUCAUGUUUGUGCUGUCAACUAAGCUCUAUCAAUUAAUAAUCUUUUUGUUCCUCUGUACUAUAAUAUAUAAAUGAAUGCUUUCUUUAACCCGAAAA